UCCGAGGCGCCACAGUCGACACUACUCCCGCGGCCUCGGCGAGCGGUGAAAGGAUCCUCAGCUCAGGAAGCAGUAGCUCAGACCCUGGCCGAUCACUGCACGGUUCGGUUCUCCCAUCCCUGCAGCGAUGAGGCUGGCUGUCUUCUGCUGCCUUAUGGCGCUGAUCGUCGCCGACAAGGAAGCAAGAAUUAAAAACUACCAGUUUGGCAUAGAAGACGACGGAUCUUUUGAAGCCGUGUAUGAAACCACGAACGGCAUAUCGGCUGCGGAGGACGGGGUGUCGUACCCCGGCCUGGAGCCGGAGACGGGCAACUACGUCAAGAGCGGCUCCUUCUCCUACGUAUGGGAGGGCGUCACCUACACCGUCACCUGGACGGCCGACGAGAACGGCUUCCACCCGGAGGGCGACCACCUGCCCGACUUCAGUCACACACGCGAGCAUAUCGGCGACAUAUCCGACAUCGAGAAGUGACUUGAGACCAACUCCGAAAUCGAUCCCAGCCCGACCGCAGGAAGUUAGCCGAGUCCGACCAUGAGAAUGGAUCCGUAGGCCCGGCCAACUCUAGUGACCCUUUGUGUUUUAUGAAUUUUAUGUCCAAUUGUUGAGCUCCGCUCCGUGUGCUAUCGUAGUCCUUUGACCACGUUUCGCUCCGUGUCUUAUGUCUAGUCCCGUGUUCUGUCUUUCGACUGCGAAUAUAGGCAU
Messenger RNA from Amphibalanus amphitrite, 703 nucleotides. RefSeq names its product cuticle protein CP14.6-like. The record is from RefSeq and is a predicted model, not a curated record. NCBI's taxonomy places the organism in Eukaryota, Metazoa, Arthropoda, Thecostraca, Balanomorpha, Balanidae. Gene Ontology annotation, cellular component: chitin-based extracellular matrix. The transcript has 3 exons. The coding region runs from base 128 to 472 and encodes 114 amino acids. Gene Ontology annotation, molecular function: structural constituent of chitin-based larval cuticle.